GCAACCGCCGCGGAGCAGCCAAGCAACCACCUUCCCCUGCCCGUUCCCGCGCCCGGGCCGGGGCUAGGCCCCCAACCGCCGGGUCUCCGGGGGCUGCAGUAGCGGCGGCGGCGACAGCGGCGCCGCCCGCGGUUCCCGCCGGGGCCCGGGCGCCGGCCCCGCUCUGCAGGAUGGGCACGGUGCUGUCUCUAUCCCCCGCCUCUUCGGCCAAGGGCCGGAGGCCCGGCGGGCUGCCCGAAGAGAAGAAGAAAGCGCCGCCCGCGGGGGACGAGGCGCUGGGGGGCUACGGGGCGCCGCCAGCAGGCAAGGGCGGCAAAGGCGAGAGCCGGCUCAAGCGGCCGUCAGUGCUCAUCUCGGCGCUGACCUGGAAGCGCCUGGUGGCCGCAUCUGCCAAGAAGAAGAAAGGCAGCAAGAAGGUGACGCCCAAGCCGGCAUCCACGGGCCCUGACCCCCUGGUCCAGCAACGCAACCGCGAGAACCUUCUCCGCAAGGGUCGGGAUCCCCCCGACGGCGGCGGCGCCACCAAGCCACUGGCGGUGCCGGUGCCCACCGUGCCCGCGGCCGCUGCCACCUGCGAGCCGCCGUCGGGGGGCAGCGGGGCCGCCCCGCCGCCGGGUUCCGGUGGGGGCAAGCCUCCACCGCCGCCACCCCCAGCCCCGCAGGCGGCGCCGCCGGUGCCUGGCGGCUCGCCGCGGCGGGUCAUCGUGCAGGCGUCCACCGGCGAGCUGCUGCGCUGCCUGGGCGAUUUCGUGUGCCGACGCUGCUACCGCCUCAAGGAGCUGAGCCCGGGCGAGCUGGUGGGCUGGUUCCGCGGAGUGGACCGCUCGCUGCUGCUGCAGGGCUGGCAAGACCAGGCCUUCAUUACGCCCGCCAACCUGGUGUUCGUGUACCUGCUGUGCCGCGAGUCGUUGCGCGGGGAUGAGCUGGCGUCGGCCGCCGAGCUGCAGGCCGCCUUCCUCACCUGCCUCUACCUCGCCUACUCCUACAUGGGCAACGAGAUCUCAUACCCGCUCAAGCCCUUCCUCGUGGAGCCCGACAAGGAGCGCUUCUGGCAACGCUGCCUGCGCCUCAUCCAGCGGCUCAGCCCCCAGAUGCUGCGGCUCAACGCCGACCCCCACUUCUUCACGCAGGUCUUUCAAGACCUCAAGAACGAGGGCGAGGCCGCCGCCGGCGCCGGGGGUCCACCCAGCGGGGGCGCGCCCGCGGCCCCCUCCUCCUCCUCGGCCGCCAGGGACAGCUGCGCGACCGGAGCCAAGCACUGGACUAUGAACCUGGACCGCUAAGGGAUUCCCAGGGCCGCGCCCGCCCCCCACCCCCAUCCCAGCCCCUGACACGCACUCGGAGCCCCCGGGACCAUCAAGCCGCCGCCGCUGUUAUCGCCGCUCCGCGCCGCGGCCGGAGGAGGAGCCGCCCCUGUCCCGCAGGGGAAGGUGGAGGCCAGGACGCCAGAGGCCGCAGCUCUGAAUAUGCUAGGCAUAGGGUGGGGGAUGCGCGUGGGAGGGGGAACCCCCAACCUCACCCUUUCUGUCUGCCUGUGCCCCAUGUCUUCAAUUCUACCUGGAUCUCCUCCUUC
Molecule: messenger RNA, 1573 nt
Organism: Panthera uncia (snow leopard)
Lineage: Eukaryota; Metazoa; Chordata; Mammalia; Carnivora; Felidae
Gene: CDK5R2
Product: cyclin dependent kinase 5 regulatory subunit 2
Exons: 1
Coding region: 171-1283 (370 amino acids)
Biological process (GO): positive regulation of cyclin-dependent protein serine/threonine kinase activity; activation of protein kinase activity; brain development
Cellular component (GO): cytoplasm; protein kinase 5 complex
Molecular function (GO): cyclin-dependent protein serine/threonine kinase activator activity; protein kinase binding
Source: RefSeq, a predicted model, not a curated record